Betta splendens (Siamese fighting fish) is the source of this 573-nucleotide messenger RNA. Its product is annotated as N-acetyllactosaminide beta-1,3-N-acetylglucosaminyltransferase 3-like. The record is from RefSeq and is a predicted model, not a curated record. The transcript has a single exon. The annotation marks the transcript as partial. Gene Ontology annotation, molecular function: hexosyltransferase activity. Gene Ontology annotation, cellular component: membrane. NCBI's taxonomy places the organism in Eukaryota, Metazoa, Chordata, Actinopteri, Anabantiformes, Osphronemidae.
AUAUUCCCCAACCUGACCUUGAAGCAGAUUCUCUUCCUGGAAUGGAUGGAAAGAAACGGUCCAAACGCACGCUUCCUGUUUAAUGGUGAUGACGACGUCUUUGCCAACACAGACAACAUGGUCCAGUAUCUCCAAGGCCUUGAUGACAAUUAUGGGAGUAAACAUCUCUUUACUGGUCAUCUGAUCCAAAAUGUUGGACCCAUUAGAUCACAAGGACGCAAAUACUUUGUCCCAGUCCAAUUGCAGGAGUCAAACUCAUACCUUCCGUAUUGUGGUGGUGGAGGCUUUCUCCUGUCUGGCUACACAGCUAUGGUCAUAUACAACAUGUCCAAGUCCAUCACUAUUCUUCCCAUUGAUGAUGUUUACAUGGGCCUGUGUCUGGCUAAAGCAGGACUUGGUCCUAGUUCCCAUAUGGGUGUGAAGACUGCAGGACUGUACAUUUCCUCCAGCAAAACAGAUACGUAUGAUCCUUGUCAUUAUAAAGAGAUCAUAUUGGUUCACAGAUUCUUCCCAGUUCACAUUUAUCUUAUGUGGCACAGAAUACAUGACCCCAAGCUGAAAUGUGGUAUUUAG